GGGACACUACUGAGAAUAAAAAGAAAGAAAGAGAAACACCAUGACACCCCCCGAAGUCCUCCUUCUUGGCGGCCACGGCAAAGUAGCCUUACAUCUUACCCCUCUCCUCCUCGCCCGCAACUGGAACGUGACCAGCGUCAUCCGCAACCCAGAACACGAAAACGAGAUCCUAGCUCUCCAGAAGCAACAUAAGGGGAAAUUGAGUGUCCUCAUAUCCAGUCUGGACGAUGUGAAGAGCGAUGACGAUGCAAAGGCCGUGCUGGAUAAGGUACGACCGGAUUAUGUGGUUUGGUCUGCUGGAGCAGGAGGAAAAGGCGGACCAGCACGAACCAAGCAAAUCGACGAAAUAGCCGCAAAACACUACAUAGCAGCCUCCUUCGCCGACAGCAAAGUACGGAAAUUCCUCCUCGUCUCCCAUCUGGGCAGUCGACGGAACAAGCCCAGCUGGCUUUCGGAUGAGGAAUGGAAGUACCUUAUGCAUAUCAAUACCGAUGUGCUUCCGGCGUACGCCAAGGCUAAGCUCGAGGCGGAUGAGUAUCUGACUGCUCUUGCGGCGAAGAAGAGGAAGACGGAUCCUGGAUUUCAGGCGAUUCUGCUCCGGCCUGGGUAUCUGAGUGAUGAGCCUGGCACAGGGAAGGUGGAGCUGGGCAAGACGCGUGCGAAGGGAAGUGUGCCGAGGGAGGAUGUUGCGCGGGUUGCAGAUGAGUUGCUCGCCAGGGAUGAUACGAGGGGGUGGGCUGAUUUGUUGGGUGGGGAGGAAAAUAUUGAGGAUGCUAUUGACAGGUUUGUAAAGGAGAAGAUUGGUGUCGUGGAGGGAGAGGAUGUCGAGGGGAUGAUCAAAAGAUUCUCUCUUUAAAAAGUCAUAUAUAUAGCUAUAUGUACUUGAUUUUCUCGGACCACUGCGACUUUCCCCUUCUGGACGUCUCCACUUUAAUGAGGGCACUCAGAGUCUGCUCAGUGAUCAGUCACAUGACCACCUGAGACCUACUCCCUGUCCUUUAUUUUGUACGGGCAGUUUGGCAACGGUACCGGAUUCACCAUUUGCAACCUUCCCACGCCAGUUAAUAUGUGCAUGCAAAAUGAUGCAAGCAGAAAACUGAUGGUGAUUAAAU
This is a messenger RNA of Monascus purpureus, 1112 nucleotides long. The record is from the annotation of a GenBank genome assembly. Lineage: Eukaryota; Fungi; Ascomycota; Eurotiomycetes; Eurotiales; Aspergillaceae.